AAGAAGCGGACAGUUCAAGGUGGUUCAGAUAUCAGCGCUUUGCGCGCAACAGGACGCAGCAAACCCGCUCUGAGAAGGAAUAUUUUUACUCUUCCGUUUGAGUGUGGUCAAUACUAAAGACGUUUGUCUAAAAAGGACUAAGCUGUGUAAGAAAUGAAAGCGUGGCGGGUAAAUUUUCUGUACUUUGUGGUGUUGAACGCAGCUGUGCAGUGUGUGACCGCCCUGGAGGAAGAGCUCUUCAAUUCUAUUUCUGGUAACUUCCUGGACCCUCUGAGAGACUUGUUUGACCACAGAGAUGACAAAAAUCAAACUUUUGCCAAGUUCUCCCUCCGUAAACCGUCCCAUCCUGAUGAUGACCUUUGCUACAUUGUUCCGGGUAACCCUGACUCCCUGACUGCAUGCACCUUCAACAGCACCUCCAAAACCUUCCUAGUGAUCCAUGGAUGGACGGUUAGUGGUUUGUUUGAAAGCUGGGUGGCUAAGCUGGUUUCUGCCCUGUAUGAGAGAGAGCGGACGGCUAACGUGAUCGUGGUGGACUGGCUCUACUCGGCACAGAACCACUAUGGCGUGGCGGCUCAGAACACCAAAGCAGUGGGACAGGAGGUCGCUCGCUUCAUCGAUUGGAUAGAGGAAACAACCAACAUGCCUGUUGAGAACCUUCAUCUGAUUGGCUAUAGCCUUGGGGCUCAUGUGGCAGGAUUUGCUGGAAGCCAUGCAACCAAUAAAGUCGGAAGAAUAACAGGUUUAGACCCAGCCGGUCCUGAUUUUGAGGGAGAGCAUGCUCAUGGGCGCCUCUCCCCGGAUGAUGCUCACUUUGUGGACGUUCUCCACACCUUUACAAGGGGUACACUGGGUUUCAGCAUCGGGAUCCAGCAGCCUGUUGGCCAUGUUGACAUUUACCCAAAUGGAGGCAGCUUCCAGCCAGGCUGUAACCUCAGGGGGGCCCUGGAGAAGAUUGCUAACUUUGGAAUUUUUGCUAUAACUGAUGCAGUGAAGUGUGAACAUGAGCGCUCUGUCCACCUCUUCAUCGACUCUCUGCUGAAUGAGCAGGAAGCAGGAAAGGCAUACAGGUGCAGUAACAGUGACACCUUCAACCGGGGCAUGUGUCUUAGUUGUCGAAAAAGCCGCUGCAACAAAGUUGGCUACGACAUCAUCAAAGUCCGCAGGGCUCGCGAUGUUCAGAUGUUCACCAAUACACGAGCCUCAAUGCCAUUUAGAGUCUACCACUAUCAGCUGAAGAUCCACUUCCUCAGUAAUGUUGACCGCUCAGAGAUGGAGCCCUCACUCACUGUUUCACUGUAUGGGACAAAAGCAGAGGCAGAAAACCUGGAGCUGAAGCUAAAGGAGAAAAUAGCAACGAAUAAGACUCAUUCAUUCCUGCUGGCAACAGAGAAAGAUAUUGGAGAUCUCUUGAUGCUGAAGUUUAAAUGGGAGGAGACAAAGAGGUGGUCAGCCUCCAACAUGGUGAAAAUGGUUUCCUCUAUUUGGUCGAGGAGCUCUGAAAACGCAGAUGUGAAGGUUCACAAAAUCCGAGUCCGAGCUGGAGAGACCCAACAAAAGAUGGUUUUCUGUGUCAAAGACCCUGAAACUAAGGACUUAACAAAAGAGGUCACGUUUGUUAAAUGUAAGGAUUCGUGGAGGUCUAACUCAAAAAGAUUUCCAAAAAGAGUCACUAUGGAGAAACACUGACCUGGAGAACACAUACAUAGAAAGCCCUUCAACCCAUUUCAGCACUUAAGAAAUAACUUAUACAUCAGUAACUUAUUUUAUUUCAAAGAUCAUACAAGUCAUAAAAUAAUGCUCAUUAUUUAAAACAAUAUCUGUGUGAAUGAUGUAAAAAAUGUUGCUUUUUUUAAACUGAAACUCCAUUUUUGUACAAGAAAGUGUUUUCUUCUUUGGUUCAUAUUUUUUUGUCCAAAGAAUUUAAUUCUGCUAAAGCUCCAUUCAGAGCCUCACAUACUGAGAGGAAUCAGUGACAUUUACUUUAGUGGUUGUCAUGGGAUUCCCAUUUUGUUAAACAAGACGUUAGAUCAACCACUGUGAAGAUAAACGUACUCCUGAUGUUCAUAAAAGAGGUAUGAAUGAUUUCUGUUUUUAUGCAGUGUGUGCAGCUUAAUAUAAAGUCAUGUAUGUAUUAUCUAACAGAGCAUUCACCGCUGUGGCUCUCAGCACUGUAUGUGACUGUGGGAUAUGAACCACUGUGCCUUACUAUCGCCAGAACUAAGCUGCUGCAAACUGCUUAACUCUGAUCUUUGUGCCUUGUUAUUACUUUACACAUUUGUGUUCUUUAGUUUUGUUCUCUUGACUUUGUGACAUUUUCUCAAACCUCCAAACAUGCAAAUAUUGUUUUUCAAAACUUUGCUCCAUGUCAUGUUACUUGGAGGCUGUUACUUCAGAGAAAUGUCGAACAUAUCGUGUGUCAGGCGCGUUAAGGUAGCUGAAGUAAAUUGGGUACAUAAUGCUCGAUGUGAGGUACAGUUCAUCUCUAUUUAAGCAUUUUGUUGCACUAUCUGGAUCCUCUGUUCCCUGCAGUUUUCUGUGCAUGUGACUUUCUGAGUUUUGAAGGAUGCUCUUUUAUUGGUUCUUACAUUUCCAGCUCUGUGAGCAGUGUCAAACCUCAGCUCUUUAGAGAUCGGUACUGUAAUCAUUGUGACUUCAUUUCUACCCACUUAAAUGAUGUGGAAAUGUUUUUUUUUUAUUAUUGCACUGACAACAUGGGGAGAGAAUGCUAAACUGUGUUACUUGUACAUUUAUGUAAAUACCUGGAUAAGGAUGACUGAUUUUGUAGUAUGUAAAACUGUUAGCUAUAUAUUUUUAAUAUGUAAAAGGUGUAUUUCUGAAAUCUUUUGUACAUAUUUGUAAAUACACACUGUAUGUUUUUUCUCUAUUAAAUCAAAAUAAGAGGA
This is a messenger RNA of Cheilinus undulatus (humphead wrasse), 2906 nucleotides long. RefSeq names its product lipoprotein lipase (gene lpl2a). The transcript has 10 exons. The coding region runs from base 154 to 1689 and encodes 511 amino acids. The record is from RefSeq and is a predicted model, not a curated record. Gene Ontology annotation, biological process: lipid metabolic process. Gene Ontology annotation, molecular function: lipoprotein lipase activity; apolipoprotein binding. NCBI's taxonomy places the organism in Eukaryota, Metazoa, Chordata, Actinopteri, Labriformes, Labridae.